GUCAAGUCCGCAACCAACGCCGCAUUCUCGAAUGCUGACAGUCUGCCAUGAUCUUCUCAUGAGCGGCUCCCAGCUCCCAGCACACGUGCGGAGAACAAGUGCUUUCUGAGGCUAUUCGCACCGUUCUUUGUCUGUUGUAGCUGCCGCCACCGCCUAGCUCGACAGCCUUGCCGCCCAAGGCUAGGAGAAUUUAUCGACCACCGUCAAGCAAGGCUGGACUCUUGCCACGCGGUCUGCAGCGACUCCCUUACUUCACUUCACUGAGAGGCAACUUUACUGGAUCGUUUUGCAAGUGUACCUCAACCCGUCGGCCUAGAGCAUCUGGGGCCCAGGAGUUCGGUUCAGAAGGGUCGAUCACGUCUGCCCGUGUCACCCCUUGUACCCGACAGAGUGGAAAACCCUCUCUCGAUUGGAUGGCAUCACGGUAAAUCUGGCUUGCCAAAAUGGCCUUCGAGACCAGCACUCUCGUGAACGGCGAGUGGACCACCCGGACUCUUGAUGUUGACACCGUCCUUAGGCAUUAUGACCAAAAGGAUAAAGAAGCUACUACAACGUUUAUGGAAGUCGAGUCAGCUCCCACCAUUGGGAUCCUGACUCAAACUGUCAUACGUAGCCCCUUGGUCCACUGGAUUCUGCCCGUCAAGCUCAAGGACCUCGAGACACAGCAUGUAGCCUUCAUUGGGGACGAGUUUGUCCAGAUCAAGGAGUUGCGACCUGAUGGACACCUCUGGGAUGUGCUCCGAAAGGAGAAUUUCGGUGCUCGUAUUCGAAAUGCACGUGUUGUUGGAUCGGUCAAGGCAUACGAAGAGGACAUGAAGCUUGAAGCUACGCAAGUGAAGGACGAGGAUGACGACGUCUCUAUGGACAACGGCGAAGCUCAGUCGAAAGCUCAGCCUCUCGGCAGGUCGGCCCUGCCGCCUCAGUUCCUUCUGCUACAACUGCACACUGGCGAUUCCGUGUUUUUAAGGCUUCAUCAACUGGAAAAUGGGAAACUGGCGUUUAUUUCCAGUCGUCACCGGGUAACAAAACCGAUGCUCACCCUACAGCCAGGCAUACAUCUUGCUGUUGACCCAAGUUCUCGGUACAUGGCCAUAGGCUGUUCUGAGCGUCUCUUAACGAUCUAUGCAUUACAUUCAAGGGACCAACUGAAAGAGCAGUCUCCUAUGGGACCAGAGCUACGCCAUGUCGAAUCCGAGUCGAUCAUGUCUUUGAAUGGACUCAUUCAAAAGAUGGAGUUUCUUUAUCCAUCACCUGAUGAUGAAGGUCACACCAUCCUGCUAGUGCUAGUCGUCAUUAAGGGAAAGACUCGAAUGCUACUAUACGAGUGGGAAACAGGCAGCGAUCUCAAGCAGAUCCACGCACAUAGCAACAAGGGCCACUUACUGGAGCAGUCCCGACAGAUGCCGCUCUUGCUCAUUCCAUUGACCUUGAAAUCGUCUUUCAUUCUCGUCUGCGAAGAUUCAAUGGCCGUCUGUCAGGGUAUCCUUCAAGGUUCACCAACUUUCAUAGAUUUCAACAAUAGGAUCGAUGUGCCUACUGAGCUUCACCAUGGAUCUGGGAGACCGUUGUGGACUGCAUGGGCCCGACCGCCGCGUUUGCCGGGAUAUGCAAGAGUUCGGGACGAUAUAUACAUCGCCCGAGAGGACGGUCUGAUCAAAUUUCUGGAGAUUGACUCAACAGAAGACGAAUUUGUCAAGGCGGACAACAAUAUUGGCGAAUUUGGAGCCAAUUGUGGAACUGCACUAGCUUGCCUCGACUUUGAAACUCAACACAAUAAGAGUGGUGAUCUUCUUGUUACAGGGGGCGACUCGUGUCCAAGUGGGACAUAUUUGAACGAGGCAAGGAAAAUACCUACAUUGACUCAACCAAUUCCGAAUUGGUCGCCGGCACAUGACUUGGCCAUCAUGUCCUAUGAUAAAGGGAAGAAAUACCUUGCGAACGAUGAAGUCCGAAACGAUGAAAAUGCACCUACCAAACCAGAUCGACUAUUUGCUUGUGUCGGUAAAGGCAUAAAGAGUUCUAUUGUCGAGUUCAGAUACGGCAUUGAAGGCAAAUUGGGGCUCGAGAUGGAUUACGAAAUUCCAAUCUUGCAGUCUUGGGUGCUUCCUCAAGAUUCGAAUGAACUCGAAGAGGAGAGUGGCUCGAUAUUUCUGCUCUCUUUGGGGGAUCACUCAGCAGCCCUCUUGCUUUCAAGCGAUGCGUCAGAUAUAAUGGAACUUGAUGUGACAUCAACGCGCCUAGACCUACGAUUUCGAACAAUCGCUGCAGCUACGCAAGAGCAAUACACGAUUCAAGUCACAGAACAGUCGAUAGUUGUGAUAUAUGGCACUCAGUGCCAUGUGUAUGAAUUGGAAGAGCUUCUACAUUUUGAGUCAAGACUGGACGUUCCCUCGGGCCUUGAUCCGAUGAUCCACGACGCUGCUAUUGGUGAAGAUGUUGUCAUAUACACCGUUUCUCGUGGAGGUUGCACUUACGUCCAAGUUUUAUGUCCUGAAAUUCCGACACAUGAUAUUAUGCAAAUUGAUGAUAGUUCGACAUCUCCGGCACGAAGCAGUAUUCGCACAGUUACAAAGAUUUCCUGUCAGGUAACAAGCUUAACCAUCGGCCAGGUAGAGGCAGGUCCUUUCGUUGUCAUUGCCGGAUUGGAUGAAGAGUCGAUAAUCUUGUCUUUUCAUUCGAUCCACACCGCAGGUCAACGGAUUUUGAGAAUUCCUUACUCUUUUGGUGAUGAAGAAAUCCCUCUGGAAUCGAUCGUUAGCAUGGCAACAGCAUCACUUCCGUCCGGAAACUUCCUAUUACUCUGCGGGACCCGGAACGGAAGGGUCCUGACGCUGGAGAUAUGUGGAAGCACCCUUGAAAUCAUUCUCUCCAGGUGCGACUGUAUCGGGGCUACAACCGCUAUACUGUGCAAAGAUGAAUACUCACAUUCUGGGGACCUGUUCUUUGUGAGCUGUGACUCGAAGGUUUGCGCAUUGACAAUAAAUACGCCCGAAGCAUCUGCAACUAGCUCCGAACGGUGUCUACGCAGUCUCGGUAUCAACCAAGUCUGGUUAACUGAUGCUUUGAAGCCUGAUCUUCAACAGCCAAAAAUAACCUCAAUCGCCAGACUGCCACCGAAUGGUCUCAGCAGUGCGGACAGCAAUCUUCUUCUCAUUGCAGGCUCUCAGCUAUUGCUAGCAGAGCUAAGCACUCAGCCCAAAGCCGUACCGCGCCAAAUAUCGAUUAAAGGGACCCCAACACGGUUGCUAUACUCUCACACUUUGGAAGUUCUCAUUGUCGCAGCGUCCAUAAAAGGAGGAUCCACCCUCCUUUUUAUCGAUCCUGAUACGGGAGAAGACCUGUCACAGCCGGUUGAUCAGAAGUCCAAGGAAUGUGUGGAAUUUGUUUCCGGCCUCGGCAACACUAAUGAAAGAGUCUUCCGGAUGUUUGAGUGGCCUUACACUAAAGACGGCAAGACAUGGAACUUUAUCAUCGUGUCGACGGAUACUGGGCGUCUUCUGAUCAUAUCGGUUGCUGACCAAGAACGAGUUCGAGAUGAUCUUCUACGUGCAGGCCUUUCACACCGCGAAGUCGAAAAUAGCCACCAUACAAGGUCGAAGAUCUCCUAUUACACACGCCAUAAGUUCAAAUGUGCUGAGCCAGUGUAUUCUGUAACUGGUUUCGCUGAUGGUUUAUUGUGGUGUGCUGGCGAGAACUUGUUUUGUGAUGUCCUCGACCUGGGGGAAAAGAGGUUCAAACGCGCUGCUCAGCAUCAACUUCCGUCUCCCGCCAUUGAUCUUUCCUACAACAACGGUGCCAUUUAUGCUCUAACUAAAGCUCAUUCGCUCGAAGUGCUCCGUUUAGUCGCUACAUCAGGAGAUUUUCAGAUUGUUCGGACACACGGUGACCCACUUUCUCGAGCGAGUUUACAUCACGCCAUGGUGUCUCUACCUUUAGCAAAUCGUCCAGUACAUCUAGUUUCGGACAAACUUUGCUCGAUAGUCGGACUGUGGCCUGCUUAUCACACCAAAGCCGAUACUCUGGUAACACUUUUCGAAGCAGAGCUCUCGUAUUCGGUGCUGAGGUUUCGUGCUGCAGAUUGCCGUCCCGUCUGGGAUGACGUUCGUAUAUCGAAGGGCAUCAAUUCAAAUACCAACGGCUUGGGUAAAAUGGGUACUGAACUUCAAGAUCCAAGGAAACGAUCAGAAUUACUUGGGCUAUCCAUCACAGGAGUGCUCAGCCACUACACUUUCCUCGAUUUCAAAACGUGGCAGUUCUUACGCUUUCUAAUCAAUCUCGCUAUACGAUCACCAUCAUUGUGUGAGUUCACGUAUCAGGACGAUCCUGUACCAUUAGAUUUGGCCGUAGAGCCGAAGCUCAUGAUGCACGUGGAUGGGGACAUCCUGAAAAGAUGUCUAGAAGGACGAAGCCUGGAGAAUUUACUUCGUGUCAGUCACGAUACAGCCGAAGCUCGCAAAAUAUUCGAAACAUUUUGUGAACUCCUCCAAGCAGCAGAUUGUGGAAAGCUGGAGAACAACGCUACUCCGGCUGCAUAUGUGGACCAAGCUUACGCUUUCUUGGAACUUUUUCUCCGCCCUGUACUGUAGAAUUCAUGUUUGAUGCUGGGACGAAGGUAGACGCGGUGCAGGAGGGCUCGGUCACAGCCCUUGAAAGCAGUAUCAUUACAGUAACGAUGCUAUGGAUGAUAAUCUAAGAAUUUAAGGAGAAGGGAUCACAUCACAUGACUUCUCUCAUUUCAUUGAGGGGAACUGACUUUAACACUUCCAGAAGAACUCUAAUGCUGGGUUUUCACUGGGUGACACUCGUUACUUGAAAUUUGCAGCCAAUUAAAG
This is a messenger RNA of Hyaloscypha bicolor E, 4832 nucleotides long. RefSeq lists its product as uncharacterized. Gene Ontology annotation, cellular component: U2 snRNP; nucleus. The record is from RefSeq and is a predicted model, not a curated record. The transcript is spliced from 4 exons. Gene Ontology annotation, biological process: mRNA splicing, via spliceosome. Gene Ontology annotation, molecular function: protein binding; U2 snRNA binding. Bases 444 to 4586 code for a protein of 1380 amino acids. Lineage: Eukaryota; Fungi; Ascomycota; Leotiomycetes; Helotiales; Hyaloscyphaceae.